Messenger RNA from Lolium perenne, 2445 nucleotides. The record is from RefSeq and is a predicted model, not a curated record. NCBI's taxonomy places the organism in Eukaryota, Viridiplantae, Streptophyta, Magnoliopsida, Poales, Poaceae.
AUGGAAGUGUGUUAUCCAAUGGAAAAUCAAUCAGUGAACAUAGAAACCGUGGAAAAUGUUGAUAAAGUUCAAGCAGCUAUAAGUAAUUUUAGAGAGAAUCAGCGAAAAGGUAAAACAGGUAAAACAAAAUGUACUGCUCUUGCACGUGCUAUAUGUUCAAGCAAGGUUCUGGAGUCUCAUUUUGCCAAGAAUGCAAAGACUGCCGUUACUUCUUCAAAGGAAAAGAAAGAUCAAGCAAUGGAUGAAUUUGAUCAGUAUGUCUUGUAUGAAGAAAUGAGAAAACAUACAGAGGGUUUGUCUGAAGUAAUUGGAAGGAACAAAAGUUUCAAUCAUAAUAAUGUCCAAGAUAUGAUGAACUCUGUAGCAGUUGCAUCAACUAGCUCAAAGAUACCUGAUUCUGAACAUAAUGAGGAGAAUGCUUGUAAUGAUAAUUCGGUUGUCCAACAUGAAGAUAUUGAAACUGAUUUGGAUAAGGUCUUGGAGAUUUUGGAAGAAGAUAUUGAAGGUGGUAGUGAAGAUAUGAGUGAUUCAGAAGAUGAUGUAGUCAACCCUAAGGAAGAUUAUUUAUUUCCAACUCCUGAAGAAAUAAGUAAUGCAAAACCACCAGAAGUUGGUAUGGUUUUCCCCAGUUUGGAUCAUGCAGUAAAACACAUGACUGAGGAAGAAAUUAUGUUAUCUAAAUUACUGCAAGAGAUCAGGGUGAAGCCUCAACGAAUAAUGACUAUAUUCAGAAGAUUGAAAGGUAGCUUUGGAAAUAUAAAUUUUGGGAAAAAGAAAAUGGACAACCUGAAGCAAGUUGAAAGGAAGUUGAAACGGAAUACAGAUAUUGCAUGUGCUCUAAAUUACAUUGAAAAGAUUCAGCUCGCCAAACCUGGUUUUUGUUGCAAGAUGGAAGUUGAUGGUGAAGGUAUGGUCAGAUCUUUAUUUUGGACAGAUGCAAAAUCGAGAAUGGAUUACAAGCUAUAUGGCGAUUUAAUCUGUUUUGAUACAACCUACAGUACUAACAAGUACAACAUGCCUUUCGCCCCCAUUAUUGGAAUCAAUGGAAAUGCGAAGACAAUAGUUUUUGGUUGGGCUCUUCUAAAGGAUCAGUCUGCAGAUACUUUUGAAUGGCUAUUUGAAAGUUUUGUCGAAGUCAUGGAAGGAAAGAAGCCAAAGCUUAUCUUGACUGAUCAAGAUGCUGCCAUCCAAGCUGCAAUAAGUAGGGUGUUCUGGGAUUCUUUUCAUAGGUUUUGCAUUUGGCACAUCCUACAGAAUCUGAAACAGAACACAAGUGCAUACAUGGCAGAGAGAGAAGGUAUGGAAGAUACAAUAGUGAGCCUAAUAAUGGAUUCACUUCACAUAUUGGAGUUUGAAACUGGUUGGAAAAAGAUGCUUCAGACUUACAACUGUGCUGACCAUGAGCAUCUGAAGAGGAUGUGGGGGAACAGGGCGAAGUUUGUUCCAGCCUAUUUCAGAGGUAGUUUCUGCCCUUUUACACGCUCUACAGGGAGAAGUGAGAGCUUUAACUCAAAUUUUAAAGAUUAUGUGCUGCGAAAAGAUACAAUUGAGAAUUUCUUGAAGCAAUACGAGAUUUUCCAAGAGAAUGUUGUGGAAAUUGAGAAUGAAGACCGUUUCCACUCUACUCAACAGGAUCCCACUUUUUGGUGCCAUCAGCCCAUUGAGCGGCAUGCAGCAAAAAUAUACACAAGAGGUAUUUACUCGAAGUUUGCGACCGAGCUUCUUAAUUCAACUGCUUUCGGUGUUACUGAAAUAGUGAAGGACAAGUUGUAUGAGUUGAAGAAGCUAUUCAAUUACAAGAAACCUGAGUAUAGGAGAGAUGUCUUCACUGUUUGCGUUGAUAGACAGAAUCAAACCUAUGAAUGUGAGUGCGCAAAGUUUGAGAAAGAUGGAAUUCUAUGUUGCCACAUUCUGAGACUGUUCACACAGUUUGAUGUUGUAGAGAUUCCAACUGAGUACAUAUUACCAAGAUGGACAAUAAAAUAUAGGGAGGAUGAACUGUUAUUACAGAAAAAGCAAAGUGUUGAUGUACAUGGAGCUGAAACAUCUGCUAGUACUUUGAGAUAUGCGAUGCUUCUCAAUAGUGUCAACGAUGUGUGCGCUGAUUUAAGCAAGGAUGCAAAUAAGAGCAAACAAUUUAUUGAGGAGGUUCAUAAACUUCACAAAAGGUUGAUGGCGGAAGACAAUGCAGAACAGCAAACAGAUGGCAACUAUGUCAUCCUCAAAGACCCUCCAGUAAUAAAAAAAAGUAUAUCUGAACCUGUUGAGCAAAUUAGUUCAAAAAUGAAGUCUGCAAAGAAGCGUAAGCAACUUAAAGAAGGUGAAGCAUCUGCUUUGAAAGAUCCUCCAGUAUCUACUGCAAUAUCAGUAAACAAAGGAGACCGACUGAAGCCUCAAUCAGAAAAGAACUCCAGGAAGAAAAAGAAAAAACCACCAGGCAUAUAG